AAAUAGUCAGGAGAGAGAGAGAAGGAUAGAGGAAGUCAGAAGAGAGAGAGAAGGAGAGAGAGAGAGAAGGAUACAGAAAUAGUCAGAAAUGGUGUCCGCUGGUUCAGCUGUUUGGCUGGUAUGGACCACAAUAGCAGCCCUGCUAGUUCAAGGUUCAUUUGGUCAGUUGCCUGCCUGUGGUAAAGCUCCAAGGGACUCGGGGCUGAUCAGCGGUCAGAACGCCACAACGGGAGCUUGGCCCUGGCAGGUCAGUCUUCACCGAGCAGGAAGCCACUUCUGCUCAGGAUCCCUCAUCAGCGCGCAGGCGGUCCUGACGGCAGCACACUGCUUUAGCAGCACUUCCAUCACUGGUUUAACAGCAUACCUCGGUCAUCAGAACCAGCAAGGCAGCAAUCCCAACAAACGACUGAGGAACUUGUUUACUAUCACACAGCACCCAGAGUAUGACGCGAUCACAAGGGAAAACGAUAUCGCCGUGGUGGUUCUGACUGCCCCACUCGACUUCAAUGAGUUCAUCAGUCCUGUGUGUCUUGCUGACAGUGAGAGCAUUCUGCACAACGGUACCGACAGCUGGGUCACUGGCUGGGGAAACGCCGCUCCUAAAGAGGCCCUUCAGCAGACGAAUGUUCCAGUGAUUGGAAGGCGACAGUGUAGAUGCUUGCGUGGCGUCAGCUCAGUCACAGACAACAUGGUGUGCGCUGGACACCUCGAUGGACGCGGUGAUUCCUGCCAGGGAGACUCUGGCAGUCCACUGGUGACCAAACUGGGCAUUUCUUGGCUGCAGACUGGGAUUGAGAGUUUUGGCGGAGGUUGUCCUCCGCAGACAAGUCUGCCGGCGGUCUACACACGAGUGUCCCGCUACAAGGCCUGGAUCAACAUGAUGGUCAACCCGGAAUACGUCCAUUUCGUCUCUGCAGGUGUGGACCCAGACAGCAACGUCACAUGUCCCGGGCUUGAUGACAUCACUACAACGACACCCAAUCAACAAACAACGUCCACGCCGCUGGUGUGUGGUAGAGCCCCCCUGAACACCAGAGUAGGUGGAGGUGGAGUUGCCCCAGCAGGAAGUUGGCCCUGGCAGGCUAGUCUUCACCGGUCAGGAACUCACUUCUGUGGAGGAUCCCUCAUCAACCCGCAGUGGAUCAUGACUGCAGCCCACUGCUUCCCCGGGACGGUCUACACUGGUGUAACAGUGUACCUCGGUCGACAGAACCAGCAAGGCAGCAAUCUCAACGAACAACUGAGGAGUGUGUUUAUGGUCAUGAAGCAUCCAGACUAUAAGGAGAGGACAAGAGAAAACGACAUUGCCCUGUUACUUCUGACUGCCCCACUCGACUUCAACAACUUCAUCAGUCCUGUGUGUCUAGCUGCCAAUGAGAGCGCUUUCCAAAAUGGCACCCAAAGUUGGGCCUCUGGCUGGGGAGACAACGGAGAAGGAGUGCCUCUGCCUGCUCCCGGGGCCCUGCGGGAUGCAGUGCCCCCUGUGGUUGGAAACAGGCAGUGUGACUGCCUGAGGCAGGACCUGAACAUCACAGACAACAUGAUGUGUGCUUCUAGUGAGGACGGAGGCACCUGCCAGAGAGACCCUGGCGGUCCGCUGGUCAGCAGGCAGGGCUCGGCGUGGGUCCAGGCAGGUGUGCUCACCUCUGGGAGUGGCUGUGGGCGCAGUCCGGGGGUCUACACCAGGGUAUCCCGCUACCAGAGCUGGAUCCUCUCAACAAUUACUGACAACCAACCUGAGUUUGUGCGCUUCUCUUCCAACGGGGCUGACGCUGACAGCAUCUUCAACUGUUUUGGAAUCACAACAACAGAAAUUACAACAUCAACAGCUCCCCUGACAGCAACAGAACUCACAACAUCAUCAACUCCCCUGACAACAACAGAACUCACAACAUCCACAACUCCUGAUACAACAACAGAACUCACAACAUCAACAGCUCCUGAUACGACAACAGAACCCACAACAUCAACAACUCCCCUGACAACAGCAGAACUCACAACAUCAACAGCUCCUGAUACGACAACAGAACUUUCAACAUCAACAGCUCCUGAUACAUCAACAGAACUCACAACAUCAACAGUUCCUGAUACGACAACACAACUCACAACAUCAACAGCUCCUGAUACAUCAACAGAACUCACAACAUCAACAGUUCCUGAUACGACAACACAACUCACAACAUCAACAGUUCCUGAUACGACAACACAACUCACAACAUCAACAGCUCCUGAUACAUCAACAGAACUCACAACAUCAACAGUUCCUGAUACGACAACACAACUCACAACAUCAACAGCUCCUGAUACAACAACACAACUCACAACAUCAACAGCUCCUGAUACAUCAACAGAACUCACAACACCAACAACUCCCCUGACAACAACAGAACUCACAACAUCAACAGCUCCUGAUACGACAACACAACUCACAACAUCUCCUGAUACGACAACAGAACUUUCAACAUCAACAGCUCCUGAUACGACAACACAACUCACAACAUCUCCUGAUACGACAACAGAACUUUCAACAUCAACAGCUCCUGAUACGACAACACAACUCACAACAUCAACAGUUCCUGAUAAAACAACACAACCCACAUCAACAACUCCCCUGACAACAACAGAACUCACAACAUCAACAGCUCCUGAUACGACAACAGAACUCACAACAUCAAUAGCUCCUGAUAUAACAACACAACUCACAACAUCAACAGCUCCUGAUACAACAACAGAACUCACAACAUCAACAGCUCCUGAUACAACAACACAACCCACAAAAUCAACAGCUCCUGAUACAACAACAGAACUCUCAACAUCAACAGCUCCUGAUACGACAACAGAACUCACAACAUCAACAGCUCCCCUGACAACAACAGAACUCACAACAUCAACAGCUCCUGAUACAACAACAGAACUCUCAACAUCAACAGCUCCUGAUACAACAACACAACUCACAACAUCAACAACUACCCUGACAACAACACAACUCACAACAUCAAAAGUUCCUGAUACGACAACAGAACUUUCAAAAUCAACAGCUCCUGAAACAACAACACAACUUUCAACAUCAACAGCUCCUGAUACGACAACACAACCCACAACAUCAACAGCUCCUGAUACAUCAACAGAACUCACAACAUCAACAACACAACUCACAACAUCAACAGCUCCUGAUACAACAACAGAACUCUCAACAUCAACAGCUCCUGAUACAACAACACAACUCACAACACCAACAACUCCCCUGACAACAACAGAACUCACAACAUCAACAGCUCCUGAUACGACAACACAACUCACAACAUCAACAGCUCCUGAUACGACAACAGAACUUUCAACAUCAACAGCUCCUGAUAAAACAACACAACCCACAUCAACAACUCCCCUGACAACAACAGAACUCACAUCAACAGCUCCUGAUACGACAACACAACUCACAACAUCUCCUGAUACGACAACAGAACUUUCAACAUCAACAGCUCCUGAUAAAACAACACAACCCACAUCAACAACUCCCCUGACAACAACAGAACUCACAUCAACAGCUCCUGAUACGACAACACAACUCACAACAUCAACAACUCCUGAUACAACAACACAACUCACAACACCCACAACUCCCCUGACAACAACAGAACUCACAACAUCAACAACUUCCAAGACAACAACACAACUCACAACAUCCACAGCUCCCCUGACAACAAAAGAACUUACAUCAACAACUCCCCUGACAACAACACAACUCACAACAUCAAGAACUCCCCUGACAACAACACAACUCACAACAUCCAUAACUCCCCUGACAACAGAACUCACAACACCCACAACUCCCCUGACAACACCAGCACUCACAACAUCAACAGCUCCUGAUACGACAACAGAACUCACAACACCCACAACUCCCCUGACAACACCAGCACUCACAACAUCAACAGCUCCUGAUACGACAACACAACUCACAACAUCAAGAACUCCCCUGACAACAACACAACUCACAACAUCCACAACUCCCCUGACAACAGAACUCACAACACCCACAACUCCCCUGACAACACCAGUACUCACAACAUCAACAGCUCCUGAUACGACAACACAACUCACAACAUCAAGAACUCCCCUGACAACAACACAACUCACAACAUCCACAACUCCCCUGACAACAGAACUCACAACACCCACAACUCCCCUGACAACACCAGUACUCACAACAUCAACAGCUCCUGAUACGACAACAGAACUCACAACAUCAACGGCUCCUGAUACGACAACACAACUCACAACAUCCACAACUCCCCUGACAACAACAGAACCCAACAGAACAACUCUUCAGACAACAACACAACUCACAACAUUAACAGCUCCUGAUACAACAACACAAUUCACAACAUCAACAGCUCCCCUGACAACAGCAGAAUUCACAACAUCAACAGCUCCCCUGACAACAACAGAACUCACAACAUCCACAGCUCCUGAUACAACAACACAACUCACAACAUCAACAGCUCCUGAUAUGACAACACAACUCUCAACAUCCACAGCUCAUGAUACAACAACAGAAAUAUCAACAUCAACAACAACAACAGUUCCUGAUACAACACAACUCACAACAUACACAGCUCCUGAUACGACAACACAACUCACAACAUCAACAACUCCCCUGACAACAACACAACUCACAACAUCCACAGCUCCUGAUAUGACAACAGAACUCACAACACCCACAACUCCCCUGACAACCACAGAACUCACAACAUCCACAACUCCUGAUACGGCAACCGUACUUAAAACAUCAACAGCUCCCCAGACAAUAAAAGAACAACCAAUAUCCACAACUCUUCAGACAACAUCAACAGCUCCCCUUCAGACAAUGGUCACAACAACAGAACUUACAACAUCAACAGCUUCCAAGACAACCACAGAACUCACAACAUCAAUAGCUCCUGUAGUUACAGUCACAACAGAACGUACAACAUCAACAGUUCCUGAUACAACAGUCACAACAAAAUCUACAUCAUCCACAGAUCCCAAGACAGCAUCCACAACAAGAGAUCUUAUAACAUCCACAGCUCCUGAUACAACAACAGAACUUACAACAUUUACAGAUCCCCAGACAACAGUCAAAACAACACAGGUUACAACAUCCACAGCUUCCCUGGCAACAUCAGGGCUAACAACAUCAACAGAGCCCAUGGCAAUAUCAGGGCUUACAACAUCAACAGAUCCCUUGGCAACACCAGGGCUUACAUCAUUCAUUUCUCCCCAGACAACAGUCUCAACAACAGUGCCUCACACAACAAGUAGUACAACAACAACCACAACAUCAUCAAUGACAUCUUCUACAGCUACUAAUUCAACCACACCAGCUGUUCCAUCACCUACGUUAGUUACAGUAGCCAAUGUGGAGUUCACGACCAACGAAACCUAUGAUUCUGCCCUGGCUGACAGACAAUCCACUGCCUUCAAGGAACGAGAGUCACGCCUAAAGCAAGAGCUGGAGCCGUUCUUCCGUGAAGACUACGGUCCCAACUUUGUUGGCCUGACGGCAAGAAGCUUCAGGGCCGGCUCGAUUGUCCACAGCACUGACCUAACCUUCCACACCAACACAAGUAUCCCCACUGAGGAAGCCAUAUUCAACACGAUGAUACGAGCCGGCAGGAGCGGCACCACGACCCUCCCCAUCACCCAUGUAAACGGCACAGCUUUGAUUACCAGUCUAGUCAGCAGCACAACGAGCCUCUUCAAAGUUUGGAACCUGGGGGUGGCAUCCCUGCUGCUGCUGGCGCAGUGGUUGGCUCACUGACCUGUCAAUCAAUGCACAGUCACCUAAGCGAUGGAGGCGGGACCAGGAAGGAUUUUUUUAAAUGUAGUGCUUUAGAAAAAACUAAACAUGAAAGUCAUGCACAUGUCAUAGUACAUAGAACUACAACAGACUACUGCUCCCAUAAAAGCAUCUGUUUUUUAUUUUAUUUUUAUUUGGACUAAACGUCCAGGCUUCAAUGCUAUUUUUGUCUAAAAUGGAACCGUUUUGCCAAAUUUUGACCAUCAAAAUGAAUACCUGAGUCUGAUUUUUAUACUCAUGCCGGUAAAAUCUGUACUUGGCAGAGGAAACUGUCCUGUCACGUGCAUAAUUCUUUCCCCAAUAAUUUGAUUUUGAAAAUGCGAUAGCAUGUUUACAUAAAUAAUAUAUGUCUUAAUAAAUAGGUAGCUAAAGUGUACAUUAGUAACCGUAUUGUUUGCACUAUCUCGAUCCUAAGUUAUUACUGUAGUUACAAACGUCUAUGUACGAAAGUACAUAAGAGUUUAUUAUUUAUUGCUUAUUAUUCAUGUUCCUGAAUUGAUUGUGAUGAAAUUAUAUUUAUAUCCUAAAUAAAGUC
This is a messenger RNA of Alosa sapidissima (American shad), 6374 nucleotides long. RefSeq lists its product as uncharacterized. The record is from RefSeq and is a predicted model, not a curated record. Gene Ontology annotation, biological process: proteolysis. The transcript has 23 exons. Lineage: Eukaryota; Metazoa; Chordata; Actinopteri; Clupeiformes; Clupeidae. Gene Ontology annotation, molecular function: serine-type endopeptidase activity. The coding region runs from base 89 to 5800 and encodes 1903 amino acids.